Carcharodon carcharias (great white shark) is the source of this 1119-nucleotide messenger RNA. Its product is annotated as actin, clone 302-like. Bases 1 to 1119 code for a protein of 372 amino acids. The transcript has a single exon. The record is from RefSeq and is a predicted model, not a curated record. Lineage: Eukaryota; Metazoa; Chordata; Chondrichthyes; Lamniformes; Lamnidae.
AUGAUGUCUAACCCUGCUGUGAUUAUUGACAAUGGAUCUGGGCUCUGCAAAUCUGGAAUAGUCGGUGACAGCAUCCCUACAUCAGUUAUACCAUCCAUUGUGGGCUGCUCUAAAUCUACAAAGGGGUCACGUAAUCGCAACCUAAAAGACUAUUAUGUCGGCAAAGCAGCCCAAGCCAGAAGAGAUGUCUUGUCUUUGAAGUAUCCAAUUGAACGUGGCAUAGUGACUUCUUGGGAGGAGAUGGAGAUGAUCUGGAGAUAUAUAUAUGGUUUUGAACUGCAUGUAAAAUCCAAAGAGAGGCCAGUUUUGUUGACUGCUGCCCCAUUGACUCCUUUCUUCAAUAGAGAAAGAAUGGCUGAAAUCAUGUUUGAAGGUUUUUCCGUGCCAGCUAUGUUUGUUGCUAUCCCAGCUACAUUAGCACUUUAUACAUCAGGCCGCACUCGGGGCGUAGUCUUGGAUAGUGGAUAUGGAAUAACUGAUGCCGUGCCCAUCUAUGAGGGCUACUACCUUCCAGAUGCUGUACAAAGGCUUAACCUGGCAGGAAGUGAUAUCACUGAAAAUCUUUGGAGGCUCAUGUUGGAAAAUGGGCACUCUUUUGCUGAAAAAAUGGAGACAGAGAUUGUCCAGGAAAUCAAGGAAAAACUAUGCUAUGUUGCCCUUGAUCCUAAACAGGAGGGCAAGAAACCAGCUGAAGAACUCCAACAUGAGUACCAGAUGCCAGAUGGUACGCAGAUUGUGGUCAAACAUGAACUGUUUGGAGCACCGGAGCUGCUCUUUACACCUGAAAGUAUAGGAUUGAAGGAAACUGGAGUUCACAAGCUAAUGUUAAGCAGUAUUGCAAAAUGCGAGCAACGACUACAUAAAGAACUUUUUAGCAACAUGUUACUAUGUGGUGGCUCGACCUUCUUCCCAGGAAUGGAGGAACGUUUGCUCAAGGAGAUCAAGUUGCACACACCCAGUGGAGUACAAGUCAAAAUCAUCGCUCCACCAGAAAGGAACUAUUCUGUUUGGGUGGGAGCCUCAAUUUUAACAAGUUUGGCAUCCUUCAAACAUAUGUGGAUCACUCUUAAUGACUACAAUGACUUUGGGCCAUCUGUGGUGAACAAGAGGUGUUUUUAA